Agelaius phoeniceus (red-winged blackbird) is the source of this 1128-nucleotide messenger RNA. RefSeq names its product serine/threonine-protein kinase SBK2-like. The record is from RefSeq and is a predicted model, not a curated record. Gene Ontology annotation, biological process: protein phosphorylation. NCBI's taxonomy places the organism in Eukaryota, Metazoa, Chordata, Aves, Passeriformes, Icteridae. Gene Ontology annotation, molecular function: ATP binding; protein serine/threonine kinase activity.
AUGGGGACGGGGCGGAGCGUCACGCUCAGCCCCGCAGCUCCUGGCAGUCCCUCCGGCUGCUGGCGCAGGCUGAGCCCGGCGGCUGCGGCGAGGGGAGCGAGGCAGGCGCGGCUGGCUGGCUGUCCUGCGCUGCUGGAGAAGGCUAUGGUGUUCCUGCAGCACUCAGCUAUGGCAGAGAGCUCAGCCGUGACUGCAGCAGUGCCAGAGAGAGCAGCACCCACCAAGCUGGAGGAGCUCCUGGAGAUCACCGCUCAGAGCCUGGUGCGCGCUGAGGUGGCUGAGCACUAUGAGGUUGUUCGGGAGCUGGGCAGGGGCAAGUAUGGCCAUGUGAUGCUAGUGACCCACAGGCAGAGAGGGACUCCUAUGGCUCUCAAGCUGCUACCCAAAGCCAGUACCAAGCUGCACACCUUCCUGUAUGAGUAUUGUGUAGCACUGUCCCUCGCCACCCACCCUGCCAUCAUUGGCAUGUUCGGAAUUGCCAUUGAGUCCAGCCAGUACUAUGGCUUCCUCUAUGAACCAGCGCUGCACAAAGACCUCAUCUCUAUCAUCAAACCCCGCGAUGGGAUCCCUGAGCCGGCCGCAAAGCAGUGUGCCAAGCAGCUGGUGAGCGCGCUGGAGUUCAUCCACAGCCGGGGGCUGGUGUACCGCGACAUCAAGCCCGAGAACGUGCUGCUUUUUGAUCCUGACUGCCGGCUCGUCAAACUCACUGACUUCGGCCUGACGAGGCCCAAGGGUACCAAGCUCAAGCUGGUGGCUGGGGUAAUUCCCUACACCGCCCCCGAGCUGAGCAACACUGCUGAUGCCCAGGGGGUGCCCAUCGACACCAGCAUGGAUGCCUGGGCCUUCGGGGUGCUGCUUUUCUGCCUGCUGACUGGCUACUUCCCCUGGGAGCAGAGCCUGCCAGAGGACCCUUUCUUUGAGGACUUCAUGCAGUGGCAGGAGACAGGUCUGGAGAAGGACGUGCCCCGGCACUGGAGGCGCCUGACGGCCGAGGCUGCCGGCAUGCUGCGGAGCCUGCUGGCUCUGGAUCCCGCCAAGCGCGGCCCUGUCAGCGCGGUGCUGCGCUAUGUCGGCUGCCCUUGGCGGCUGGAGGGCGGGCACGGUGAGGAGGCUGCCGUGAAGUCCUAG